AUGCAGCUGUCCACCUGGCUGCAUCCUGUGCACGGAGGGGGCAUUGCUUCACCACGUCCCGUUUCUCUGGACGCCAGCGGCACAGGACGUCAUACAACUUUACAGAAUCUGCUGCACAGAGCUGCAGCGGGCAGUGACCUUGAUUCUCGAGCCUGUGGGCAGCCACUGGCACUAGCACGCGAAGAAGCACAAAGGCGAGGAGCACUGCGUUUGAAUGAAUCAUCCCUUGCAUGGGAGAGCCUGGACAAUACGCAGACUGUAAGCAUCCCUCUCCUUCUGUCGGAUCUACUUCAUCAAGCUGUUCAGAUAUCUGGCGAUGCUGAACUCAAGCACGAUGCUUCUCAUGUCGUUCUCCUAGUUCCCCGGCUUCUUGCAAGCAUGCCUGCCGCCGCUUUACAAGUCUGGGUGCUCUGUGUGAACUUUUCGCCGACUGGCUUGCAGAAUUUCCUUUUCGAUCUCAGCCGACGUGGAUCCGUGCGAUGGGACCUGAACGCAUGUUUCGAGAAUUCGCAGGUUUGCUGUGGACAAGGCGUACAUGGGAAGGUGUUCGUUGGCAGCAGCCGUUCGCGGGAUGAUGCUGUCGACAUCGAGACGGAAAGGGUUGCCUUGAAGGUCAUGGCAGAUGACAGUACUGCCGACUCAGUCAGCAGGGAGGUAGCCUUCCUGCUUCGUUCUCACCACCAUCCUAACAUAGCAUCUCUGUUCGGUGUGUUUUCGUCCCCGACGGACUCCUUCAACUCCAGCACCUGCUAUGUCUUGGUAAUGGAGCUUGGAGCCGUUGGCGAUGUGGCUGCCUUGCUCGAAAGUGGAGCAGUUUCCCGGGAGCGAGCAAUGCAGAUAAUGAUCAGUCUUACGUCUGCGUUAACUCAUCUGCACGGCUUACGUAUCAUCCAUCGCGAUGUGAAGCUUGAAAACGUGGUCCUUUGUCAGGACUCGCGGGCGCUUCUUAUCGACUUCAGCAUAGCUGUUGCGUGUGACAAUGGUGAUGAAGUGCAGACAACUGCUGGCACACCGGGAUAUGCUGCCCCGGAGCUUCUUCGAGGCGACAAGUACGAUUUCGCAGUGGACAUCUUUGCGGCUGGCGUCUUCCUUUAUGCCUUGCUCUGCAGAACGAUGCCCUUUUGGUCCGAGAGCCAAGACCUCAUGGUCGCCAACACCUUACACCGGAAGGUCCGCUUGCCGCAGGAGGUCACGGGACAGGGCCUACGGCGGAUGCUUUCGCGGAUGCUUUCCAAGGAAGCCUGGAAGCGGCCCUCGGCCGAGGAGUGCCUGGAGUUCUUCUCGAAGGCUUCGAUGUCUUUGCUGAACGUCGGCUUGAACCAUUCAGAGAAGUGUAUGGCUGUUCGUUCUGCUUCUCAGCAUUUGUCCCGUGCUCUUACAGGUGACGACCUGGGCGGAAAGCAUCUCUUUCCGGGCUGGAUGUGGCUCUGGCCGUGGUCCGAGGGCCUGGCUCAGGAGAUUGCGAGUGCUGUCGCGAAUGCCACCACCCAUGCAGCAAACUAUGUCCUGAAGGGAUUCUUCCUGCAGAGAUCUCAUGUUUUCCAGCUUCAUCAUGAUCUUUGCGUGGGCAUGCGUUUUGGAAUGAAAGUGCCCGGAAGCUUAUGA
Messenger RNA from Symbiodinium sp. CCMP2456, 1605 nucleotides. The record is from the annotation of a GenBank genome assembly. NCBI's taxonomy places the organism in Eukaryota, Dinophyceae, Suessiales, Symbiodiniaceae.